AUGCCAUCAACCACAAGCUCGAACCUAUCACCACCACCGUCUGUGCACUCAACCCUCCAGCUGCCAGGUGCGUCUGAUCCCUACAGGUUGCCAACAUGGUCAUCUGGUCCGGGUCUGGUCCGCGAUCCCCGCAUGUCUUCGACACAGUCAUUGGCUAUAGAAAGGCGCAAGUUGCUGGUCAUCUACAUCCACGGCUUCAUGGGCAACGAUUCGUCAUUCCGCUCGUUUCCCGCACACGUGCAUGCUUUUCUCAAGGAGGCACUGGCCGAGACUCAUGUCAUUCACACCAAGAUCUACCCCCGGUACAAGACAUACAAGUCUAUCGAGGUGGCCUGCGAGAACUUCAGCAAGUGGCUGAUGCCUCAUGAAUCGCCCACCACCGACGUGGUAUUGGUAGGGCAUUCCAUGGGAGGGCUUCUGGCUGCCGAUAUUGUCUUACAUGACGCACCACCAAGCGGAGGACCUCCUUUCCGUCACCGGAUCCUAGGGAGCAUUUCUCUCGACGCUCCCUUACUUGGCCUUCACCCUGGUAUCGUUGUAUCCGGCAUCGCCAGUCUCUUCAGGCCCUCACCUCCACCCCCUACAGCACUAGAUAGGACAUCUUCAGACUCAGUGAUACCCAGGGAUAUUGCACCAUCACCAUCAGGUCGUCUAUCUCCCGAUGCCUCAAUCUACGAGCAAAUCCGGCCUCCCUCAGGGGCACCUUCCCCUACACUCGGACAAUAUCACUUCCCAUCUCCACCUGCAGCCACAGAACCGGACCCAACCUACAACCCAACCUUCUUCAACGACGUCGCCUUCAUCGAUCGCGGCUGGAUCAAGAACAUAGCCCACUUUGCCCAAAAACACAAGCAAGAGAACCUCUUUGAAGCAGCAGCCAGCCACAUCGUCUCUCAUCUUGAAUUCGGCGGCUGCCUCGCCGAUUGGAACGGCCUAAAGACCAGGUACAAAAGACUCCGUCAACUAGAAGACAUUGACGACAUAGCCCACCCCGAACUCGGCCCCAGAGUCAGAUUCGUAAACUACUACACCGUCUCCACCGGCAUCCCAAAGAAGCCACGAAAACCCGGCACCCCCGACAAUGGCCUUCUCAGACCGUCAACCUCGUCACCGAUACAAUCAGGGGUGUCCACCCCCAGGAUUUCAAUAGAAGACCACAGCGAGGCAGGCAGAGCUGCAGAGAUUCUUCAGGUCUUGGACCCAACACCAAUACCUGAAGAAGAACCCCUGGAGGAAGAACCGCAAAAAGAGGAAUCUUCCUCCCCGACACCACCAGAACCAACCCAGCCACCACCACCUCCACCAGAAGAUGACACCCUCCCCCCCAUCCCAGAUGAACCAACCCCACCUACCCCCCCGGAUCUUGAUUCCCUCCCCGACAAAGAAACCCGCAAACAAGCAGAAAAGGCUUACAAGCAGACCAAAAAGACAUACGAAGAAGCGGUCAAAUCCCGGUCCAGAGCCAUAAAAGCCCGGGAGAAGGCCAUUGCUCAAAAAGCCAAAGAAGAAGAAAAGCUCCGAGCCCAAAAAGCCAAAGAGGCGGAAAAGCAAGCCAAAGCCGAGGCGAAAGUCCGAGAAAAGGAAGAGAGACUACGCCAAAAGGAGCAGGACCGUCAGCAGAGGAAUAAACUCCACAAAACCUCCUCUUUGGAUCAACAAGAAGAAGAUGAUGAAGAAGCAGGUGGGAAGAAACGGCUCGGGAAAUUCUGUCUUUUGCCUAGGGAACGGGACGACAAGUGCUGGGUUCAGGUCUACAUGCGGGAUGUGGACGAGGUGGGGGCUCAUUGUGGACUGUUUUUUGACACGGCGCCGCAUUAUGAGCUGCUGGUGGGGGAUGUGGGGGAGAUGGUGGCUGGUUGGGUGAGGGAGGAUGGGACGAGGAGGGUUGUUUUGGGGGAGGAGGGCGAGGAUUUGGAUUAG
Podospora anserina S mat+ is the source of this 1920-nucleotide messenger RNA. RefSeq lists its product as uncharacterized. NCBI's taxonomy places the organism in Eukaryota, Fungi, Ascomycota, Sordariomycetes, Sordariales, Podosporaceae. The coding region runs from base 1 to 1920 and encodes 639 amino acids. The record is from RefSeq and is a predicted model, not a curated record. The transcript has 3 exons.